UGUGUCAACCAACCAAAACAAACCCCCUGUUGCGAACACUCUUUCUCCCUCUUCUCUCUUUUCUUUCUUGUCAUCUCUAUCAAUUGAUUAUUCAUAUUGCUCUCCUCAUCCCGAUACCCCACCAACCCAGGAACAACCGUCACAAUGACCGACCACCACGAAGAUGAUCUCGCUGCCUCCAAGACCGAAGGUUUCAAGGUUGGAGAGAAGAAGACCAUUGAGGAAUAUACACAACUGGACCAAAACGACGAAUCCCUCAACCGCUGGAAAGCCUCCCUGGGCCUAAACAGCGGCGAACCUAUCGGCGACCCUAACGACCCCCGCAAAUGCAUCAUCAAGUCCCUCGCCCUGGAAGUCGAAGGCCGUUCCGACGUCCUCAUCGACCUCUCCGCCCCCGGCGCUCUCGAGAGUCUCAAGGAUAAGCCGUUCACCAUCAAGGAGGGUUCUACGUUCCGGAUCAAGGUUGUUUUCCAGGUGCACCAUGAGGUGCUGAGCGGUCUGAAGUACUUGCAGGUGGUUAAGAGGAAGGGUAUUCGGGUUAGCAAGGAUGAGGAGAUGUUGGGAAGCUAUGCUCCCAACACAACGGGCAAGGUCGACUACGAGAAGAAAUUCAAUACCGAGGAGGCUCCUUCGGGCAUGAUGGCCCGUGGCCACUACAACGCCGUUUCCAAAUUCGUUGACGAUGAUGACACAACUCACCUUCUGUUCGAAUGGUCGUUUGACAUUGCCAAGGACUGGUAGAUUUUUGAUAGUUAUUUAGCAUUGAACUUUUUCUCUUUUCUUUUUGCCUUUUUUGAACUUAUCGUGAGCAGCGGUUUGUGUUUUAAGCCAUAUACGUCUGAAACGAGUUUCCUUCCAACGUUCUUGCGCCUAUUAGCAACAUU
This is a messenger RNA of Aspergillus glaucus CBS 516.65, 884 nucleotides long. Its product is annotated as rho GDP-dissociation inhibitor. Gene Ontology annotation, biological process: Rho protein signal transduction. Gene Ontology annotation, molecular function: Rho GDP-dissociation inhibitor activity; protein binding. The coding region runs from base 145 to 741 and encodes 198 amino acids. NCBI's taxonomy places the organism in Eukaryota, Fungi, Ascomycota, Eurotiomycetes, Eurotiales, Aspergillaceae. Gene Ontology annotation, cellular component: membrane; cytosol; cytoplasm. The transcript has 5 exons. The record is from RefSeq and is a predicted model, not a curated record.